Molecule: messenger RNA, 2262 nt
Organism: Schistosoma margrebowiei
Lineage: Eukaryota; Metazoa; Platyhelminthes; Trematoda; Strigeidida; Schistosomatidae
Source: the annotation of a GenBank genome assembly
AUGUUAGAGAUUGAAUUCAAGAUGAAAGACUUUUUUGAGAAUAAUCAAUUGGAUAUUGUUUAUCAAUUAUCUCAACAUAUUCAAUCCUUAACUAUUAAUUUACUACGUACAGAUUUCAAUAAAAUAAUCAAUUCUAAUGAUGACAAUAAUAAUUUAAUUGAUAUUCCAUCAUUAUUUUCAAAUGAUCAACUUAUUAUUCUAUUAGAAUAUCUACGUACACUUAGACAAUGGGCAGCAACUAUUCCAAAUUUACUCAAUAAUAAUAAUAAUAAUAAUGAUUCAAUUGAUAAUAUUAAUCAUUGUCGUCAAGAUGUAUAUAAUUCAAUGAAAUAUUUAUUAGAUUCAUUAUUUUUAUAUUUAUUUCAUAAUAAUCAAUUAAAUUCAUUAUGGUAUAAAAUAUCUAUUAAAAUACAAUCAAAUAUUAUUUUAUGUAUAUCAAUUUGUAUACAAAUUAUUAUUAAUUUAUUAAGUGAAUCUAUACAAUCUAUUAAAUUAUUUAAUAUUCAUUCAUUAUUAAUUAUUUUAUUAUCAAAUAAUCGUCCAUUUAUUUGUUUAACAAAUUAUCAUUCAAUAUUAUGUAAUCAUUAUGAUAAUUAUAAUCGUUUAUCAAGUCAUUAUGCUUAUUUAUUAUAUUUAUUAUUAUUACGUAUUGAACAAACGAUAAAUGAUUAUAAUAAAUUGCCUAAAUUAAUUAUACAAUUAUUACAAAUUAAUUUUAUUCAUAAUAAAACCAUUAUAAAAUCUAUUUUAGAACAAUCAUGUAAUACAAUUCAAUCUAAUAAUAAUAAUAAUAAUGAUAAUGAUAAUAAUAAUAAUAAUGAUGAUGAUAAUAAUAAUAACAAUAAUGAUAAUAAUAAUAAUAAUAAUAAUAAUAAUGAUGAUGAUAAUAAUAAUAAUAAUAAUGAUAAUAAUAAUCAUAAUAAUAACAAUAAUAAUAACAAUAAUGAUAAUAAUAGUAAUAAUGUUAAUAAUAGUAAUAGUAAUAAUAAUGAUAAUAAUAACAAUAAUAAUAAUGAUCCAACGAAAAUGAUUCAUUAUCAAUUAUUAUUAAUACAAUUAAUGAAAAGUUUUAAUCAAUUUAUUAAAUUAUUAUCAUUUAAUGAAAUCAUUAUUCCAAUGAAUAUUGAUUUUAUUUAUUUAAUAAUUGAUAUAACUGGAUUUGUAUUAUUAUUAUUAAAUCAAUAUGAAUUAAUUAAUUAUAAUGAAUUAUCAAUGAAACCACAAAGAAUUUUACCUAUGAAUAUAAAAUUAUGUUUAGGUUAUUGGUUAUCCUAUCGAUCAAUGUUGCAUGCUUCUUCUUCUCGUCUAAUCAAUGAUACAAUGGAUAUAUUAUUGAAUGAAUGUUCUAGAUUAUCAUCAUUAUGGAUUAAAGAAUUAAUUGUUUGUUCUCCAGAAAAGGAUUCAACUAUUCAGGCUAAUAAUGAUAAUAAUAAUAAUAAUACAGUUUCCCUGCUGCAUGUAAACUAUCCUUAUGCUCGAUUACGUGGUUUAGUUCAUAUACUGGCCAGUAUCACUUUUUCAAAUUUGGAUAAUAGUAAUAAUAGUAAUUUGAAUACAGAUGAGAGUAUUUCAACAAAUUCAGAAGGUAUUGAUCAUGAUAAACAACCUGUUGAUAUUCAAUCGUCAUCAUCAUCCAUACUAUCAUUUCAUCAAGAAAGUAAUGAAUCAUCAGAACAGAACAUGCCAAUUACACAAGAGUAUGCUACUGAAUUAUUAAAAAUUCUCUGCAAUAUUUUAGUGAUUACACAUUAUGCAACUCAUAAAUUUGAGGAAUUUUAUGAUUUACCUGAUUCAAUCAAAGAUAAUUUACCAUUCAAGAAUGAUUUAGUGAAAGAUUUUACUGUUUAUCCAUCAAAAUUAGCGAAGAAAAUGGUCCUACUCUCUACGAGAUCACCCUUUUCAUUAAUUCAAGCUAUUUGUUUUAAACAAGAUGUGAUUCGAUGCAUAGUUGGAUUGAUUACACAAUUUCCUGAACUAUCACUUACAUUAGUCUUACACAAAUUUGACGCAAAUAAUUAUAUGAUAGGCGAUGGUGAUGAUGUCAGCGAGAAAUUAAUCAAUUCAACAACACCUACACCAUCAUUUUUAUCUGCCUUUGAAGUAAUAUUAGACGCUACAAAUAGGGAUCCAUUUAAUUCAUUCUGUGUUGAAUGGUCUAUUCUUCUGAUUCGGUUAAUAGUAAAAUCAAAUCAUGCACACAGUUCACAAGUGAUAUCCAUUGUAUCUUCAAAAUUGAAAGGAUUAAAUAUAUUAAAUGAUUAA